CCGAAUAAACACGAACCUGUGUGAGUGUGGCGCUGCUGCGGCUGUGCGGUUUCGGUUCUGAGCACAGUUUAAACACUAAAGCGUCCGCGGUUCUCAUAAAAAAAUAAACUCACGCUAACGCGGAGGAUAUCGCGGAGAUGCCGAGCGGAUACGGCUGGACUUUGGGGCUGAAUAACGGCUGGAGCGGAUGAACAACAAUGGAAAGUGAAGCUGUGAAAUGGAGCAGAUCGGAUUCAUGUUAAUGUUUAUAUCUGAAUUUCGCUCUUACACCGCUGAGUACUGGAGGUUCGGGGCUGGAGAGUCAGUUUCCGGGAUUGCUGCGGUGCUUUGACUCGUGCUAAAUGCGAAUCUUAAUCUGGGAGGCAUUUACUGAUCUGAGGUUAGCUCGUUAGCUUGUGGAGGUUGCCCGGGCCUUGCUGGCUAACACCGGGUGUUCGGUGGAGACCCAGCCGAUGAAGGAGCGCUGUGAGCCGGCGUCGGUUGUACGAAACACCGUGGUUCCAAUGGAGGGCUGUGUCGAGUAGAUUUUGCAGGUUUACUGGGAUGCGUUAACUUUAUUUCCUGCAGCAAGAAUGAAAACAGCUCUAUACUUACUAUUAGAAGUAAAUACUUGAAUUUGAACUUAAUUAAUGCACUUUAAAAUGGUAUUAUUUGUAGUUUGCUGCCUAAUUAAAUGAUGAGAUCUGCUAUAAAGCAUGCACAUUUAAUAACACUAAUGACUGUCUGUGCACUGUUGACAUCCAUCAUUCUACAUUAAGGAUCACAGCUCACCCUCCAAGUAUUUUCACCCUUGGUAGCAUCUAACCAGCUUCUCUGAAUCUAAAGCCAUUGUCAUGCUGGCACCAUGGCUUCUAUCCAAGUGAAACCCUAGAAGGUGCAAGAACUUUGGCCUUUUAAUGAAGCCAGAACGAGUAAGGACAGCUCGAACGACCCUCCACCUACGGACAUGAUCACAAACUGACCACAGUUUCACUACAGACCACUGGACCAGCUUCAGGAGCUUCGCGGCCAUGAGCGUCCGACACCCAGCCUCCACGCUGGACAGUCCACUUGCUGUGUGGUUCAGCAGUUUGACGUUUGGAGACUCGGAGCGCAGGUCGUCUCUCGGCCGGCAGAAGGAGUCUCUCCCAGAGUUCCCACCCGACGGCGCAGCCGCGGGUCUGGUGCAGAGAUCUGUGAUCGUGCAGAGGGACAGUCUGGGAUUCGGCUUCACUGUAUGUGGAGAAAGGAUUAAACUGGUGCAGAAUGUUCGUCCAGGUGGAGCAGCAGUGAAGGCAGGGGUGCAGGAGGGAGACCGGAUCAUUAAGGUCAACGGCUCGUUAGUGUCGUCCAUGUCCCAUCAGGAGGUAGUGAAGCUGAUCAAAUCUGGAACCUACGUGGCGUUGACGCUGCAGGGCCCCGCCCCUUCUGCAGCCUCCGUUUAUCUCCAGCCUCUCCAAUCAGGCCUCACAACACCGGGGGACGAAACCCCUCCUCCUCCACCCCCUCCCUUACCGGCCACGGGGAUCGGCACCCCGAACCAGAGAAUCACCGGCCCCAAACCUCUACAGGAUCCAGAAGUCCAAAAACAUGCCACACAGAUCCUCAGAAAGAUGCUGGAACAAGAGGAGGCAGAAAUCCAGGAGCUGCUGGAGGAGCGCUCUCGAAAUCCAUCUCCCUCGCUAGAAGAGAGGAUAGGAAGCGCAAAAAGGCGCGCCCACCAACUCCGAGUGAAAAUUCAGCCAGAUCUGGAUGGGACACGCCUUGAAACGGUGACCAACUUCGUGAUGGCUGGAGAAGGUCGUUCGUCCAUAGACUCAAGUGAAGGGGACUAUGAGGGAUGCGAGAGCCCCUUCUCAUCCCCGUCCUCCACACUCAGGACCCCUCAGUACAGCCGACAGGGCUCCGGCACACUCGACUCGGGAGGGAGGGCGUACAUAAUCGGCCCUGAGGAGGAAGAGGACUACUAUGAUAGUAUUACGAGCAAUGAAAUGGACGGUCCGUUUCAGGAUAUCGAGCAGCUGAAAAGUCGUCCAGCGUACAUGGCCGUGUUCAUGAGAUACGUCUUCAGUCAGCUGCUGGACCCCAACCCACUGCUGUUCUAUCUGUCAGUGGAGGCGUACCUGAGCUCCAGCCCCAAGGACGCCCGUGCUCUCGCCCCCCAGAUCUGCUCUCACUUUCUGGACCCGGAUGCUCCUCUGAAGAUUAAAGUCAAAGACGAGUAUCUGACAGAUAUAGAGAGUCGUCUUCAUGCUCAGGAGGAUAUCAGGGGUCCACUGUCUGAGCUCCAGCAGCAGGUGCUUCCAGAUAUACAGGAUCAAAUCCAGGACUACAGGAAUAAGCAGCUGAUGGGACUGGCCUCACUUUACGGGGAGACCGAUCUACACCAGUUAGACGGAGACCCGGCCAAGGAGAGACUGGUGGUGGAGAGACAGGUCGCGGCGCUGUGGGAACUGCUCUCGAAGCACGAGGAGGAGAAAAGCUCCCCGUUAGCACUGGCUGUUCACCUGUACCUGCGGCACUCGGGCAUCAAGCUGCGGGACGUGAAGCUGUUCCCGGGACUCAGCACCGAGAAGGAGAAGUGGCUCGCUUUCUUCCCCAAGUCUAAAAAGCAGCAGAGAAAUCCGUUCCUGAAGUACAUCGGCAAACCCCGGAGCGCAUCCCAGUCCACGUUCCAUGUCCCGUUAUCCCCUACAGAAGUGCGUGCAGGUAACGUGCGGAACAUCAUUCAGCAUUUUGAGAACCACACAGACUCAGUGGAUGAAGAAGGAGAGAACGGGGGGCAGAGACUUUCGACUGGCAGUCUCGGGGAUGAAAGCAUGGACAGUCCUACAGUGUCCGUGCGUUGUUUGGCUCGCAGCGAGUCUCUGAAGGCUCAGGGGGAGGGACGUCGGCGUGGAGUCCUGACGGGAGCGGAGACGGUUCCCCGGUCCCGCAGUGACGUCGAUAUGGAAGACUGUGACGACCGCGAGGGGCCGGGGCUACGACCUUUACAUCACAGCGCCUCCUCCUCGGCCUCCAGCAGCUCGGCCAGGUCGCUGGAGAAUCCCACCCCACCGUACACACCCCGCUCCAGGCGCAGGAGUGUGGACACACCGCUGGCUCUGCUGCCGGAUGCUCCUCCUUUAGAAGAAGAUAUCAUCGACUCUCAGAACUGGCAGGAAACAGUGGAGCCACACGUACUCGCCUCACUCAGCUCACGAGAGAUCGACCGGCAGGCUGUCAUAUACGAGUUAUUCACGACUGAAGCCUCUCACCUCCGGACUCUGCGGGUUUUGGAUCAGGUCUUCUUCCAGAAAAUGAGGAGCGUUUUAACCUCGGAGGAACUCGCCUGUAUUUUCCCUAACCUGCACCAGGUCUACGAGCUCCACGCGAGCCUGUGUGAGUCCAUGAAGAAGCUGCGAGAAUCUCCUAUUGUUCAAGGAAUUGGAGACACCAUGCUGGCUAGAUUUGAGGAUGCAGCGGGGGCGGAGUUUCAGGAGCAGGUCUCUCACCUGUGCAGUCAGCAGAGUCAGGCACUGGAGCUCAUCAAGAGCAAACAGCGCAAGGACCCGCGCUUCGCUCACCUCAUACAGGAGUGUGAGGCCAGUCCGCACUGCCGCCGACUACAGCUGAAGGACCUGCUGGUGUCCGAGAUGCAGAGACUCACCAAGUAUCCUCUGCUGCUGGAUAACAUCAUCAAAUACACAGAAGGCGGCUCUCCCGACCUGCAGCCACUGCUGAGGGCGCAGACGUGCUGCCGCGGGAUCCUACAGACCGUCAACGAGGUGGUCAGAGAGACGGAACACCGGCAACGGCUCAGCCAGUACCAACGCAGGCUGGACCUGUCGGCUCUGGAGAGGCAGGCCAAUCCCAUCGCAGCACAGUUCAAGAACCUGGAUCUGACCACCAAGAGGAUGAUCCAUGAGGGGCCUCUCACCUGGAAGGCCGGUAAAGAUAAGACUAUAGAGAUUCAGGCCCUGCUGCUGUCGGACCUGUUGGUGCUCCUCCAGAGGGGGCCUGACGACCGCUGGAUCCUGCGCUGUCCGUCACGCUCUCUGGGCGUGGUCGGGGGCGGGAAUACGGAUCAGAAGACGCCGUUUUGUCCCGUGGUUCGUCUGGACUCCUCUCUCGUCAGACCUGUAGCCAGAGAUAACAAGGCGCUGUAUGUGAUCAGUACCUCAGAGAGACAGAUAUACGAGCUGGUGGCUGGAACUUCCUCAGAGAUCAACACCUGGAAGGAUUUGUUGGAAAAGACAAUCUCACUGGCGUCUGGAGGUGCAGGAACCACAAAACAAGGAUCACCGGCUCCAUCCUCCGUUCUGAGACUACACGACGGCCAUGUCAAUCAAGACGACUCGCUAACAGAGGAGUCGGCGUCACUGGAGCGAGAUUCACAGAGCGACGACGAAAGUGCGCUCACGUCCACCACCCCGACCGACCAAUCGGGAUCCUUCCUGCACGCCGACGCGCACGGUUACCUGGCGGCUCCCAGUGAAGUAGCCGAAGCUGCUCUCAAAGACGUCGAGACUCUCAGACAGUUGAUCUUCAGAGAUCUUCAGGAUGGGUGGAGCCACGAUUCCGAUGAAACGCCCACCAACGAGACGGCCAACGAAGCGAGCCCGUACACGGACCGGCCUGAAGCUGAGGAGCCCGAGUCCAACACCGGUCAGAGUCAGAACCAGAUCAUAGAGGAUCAAGCUGACGCUGACGUACUGGAGGCGGAGCGGCCGGCGGUUCAGCUGGUCAGAAAAGCUAUGGGUGUGGGCUCUUCCUCUAUUCCUGAUGACAUCCCUGAUGUCACCGCCGACCAACCUUCUGAAUCAAAAGGAAACAUCUUCUACCUGGUGAUGCCCACUGACCAGAUGGGCGCUCUCACAGAAGAGAGCAGCACGGACGAGGCUCCAGAAGAGACGCCGGUGUCCUUACAGCAGGAGGAGGAGGAAGAGCAGGAGACAGCGGAGGGGCUCAGCCGGUCAGGGUCUGGGGUACGGCGGUGCCUCAUCAAGAACGUGGAUGAGAUCUUUCAAACGAUUGAGGAGCUGCAGAAAAAGCUGCAUCAGCUGAGGGAGAUCGAGGUAGACCAUUACAGAAUGAUGCAGACCGCAGAGACGACGUCACAGUCCAUCAGUCCCAAUGCAGACGAGCACAUCCACACGCCUGCCUCCGUCAGCAGGACGCCAUCUAUAGACAGAGGAGCGGGAGAUGGUAAAGAAGGAGGUCCGACAGAACCGGCUCAGCCCGAGAUCCACUCGACAGGAUUCUGAUCCGAGAGAUUUCACACAUUCAGAACUAGGGGACCAGCAUAUCAGCUGCCUCGUGCAUAUUAUGUAGCCUCACCUCCAAUCCCAGCAUGCUUUGCUUUCGGGAGGAAACAGAACGGGCGAAAUUCUGCGUGUCGUUCUUGUCGUCCACCUCUGGAAGCGGGACAGAGGACGGAAGAACCUUCAGCACCUUCGUGUACGGGAAGGAAAAGAAGAGAAAGAAGGAACGUGAGCGGAGAUUCACGCAUGUGUGUAUGUUAGAUCAGGUGGAACGUUUCGGUUCGUUUGUUUUAUUUUGAGAGGAUAAAUGAAGGUAAGAAACGGUGGAUGGAUUAAAGAACGUGAUGCUGAUGCUCAGUGGAAGGAACAGACAGAAGAAACGCUGAAGGAACAAGAGGUCUCAUAGGACCAGCUGUGGAAAUGACUCUGCUCUGAAGGAUCCCAGCACUUUACCUCCUCUAUAUCUACUCUCGCAUCCACCUCGUCCAGGUUAAAAAGGGUUUUUCGGUUGGAAUUCAGGAUCCCACGAUGCACCUGUGUUCGCUAAACCCACCACUGCUCGCCUUACGCGGCUUUCAGACGGAAGUCGUUCAGGUUCUUUUGCACUGCGACUCCUGCGAUAUUUACGGGGUCUCUAGUAACCGUGUUGCAUUACUGUUAUAAUCGUAGCUGAUCUUUGUUUUGUGAACGGACACUCUGAGUUAAAAGAGCGGUCGGGGGGUUUGUUGCUUCGUCUUUAUAGCGGAAAGAAAGACACGCACAGCAAGUUAAGCCUGGUUUAUACUUCAGCUGGCGUUCUGACACUAAAAAGCUUCAGUCUAGCACAUACGCUCCAUCAGAGCUGCUUAUAGAGCCGCAUACAUCAAACGUCAGACAGCGUAGAGCGUUCGGUGCUUAUUUGAGCCAUUUGAAUCAAACCCUGGAGAAUCCAGAUUGUCCAGAACAUCUAAAGAGCUGUUGGAUCUUAAAUACUGUGAUUUCUCUGUCAGAAGUCUUUUAAAUACACAACGAACGUUAGAAAUGAUUGUUCAUCAUUUAUCAGAACGAUUGAUGGGCAAGUCGUAGCGUAGCAGCCCUUGAGCAAGGCCCAUAACCCUCGAUUGCUCAGACUGUAGACUGUCGCUGUACUGUAAGCCACUUUGGAUAAAAGGCGUCUGCCUAUAAAUGAUAGAAGAUUCUUCAGUCUGGUCUGUAAAAUGCUCCGAAAGUGCUCCUGGAGAUCCAUGAAACCAGCAAACGAAAGCUUGGAGAGAUCCCGGAUCAGAACAUCAGUAAGAGCUUGUUCAGACCUGCCGAACGCUCUACAUCAAGUGCUUCUCCGAAUGCACUUCAGAAAUCUCUCUGUGGGUUCAGGGUUUAUCGGAACAGGGCGUCCAAUUCCCCGAUUGCGUCAUGCUUCCUCUCCACCAAUGCUUUGAUUGAGGAGAACAAAGCUAACCCACGGCCCCUCCGACACGUGGGCAGCAGCCGUCUGUGUACGGAGAGACACACCCUGAGAGCACGCUUUUCCCGUCUCUGUGCAGGUGUCAGCAGUCAGCCAGCAGAGGUCGUAGUUGCAUCAGUCAUUAGAGUCCCUAUCCGGCUUAAUAUCCGACCCCUGUAUGAACAACAGGCCAAUCAUUGUUCAUGUGGCCGCUCAGCCCACCCGGCAGGCAGAGCUGAGACUCGAUACGAUGCCACCUGAGCAGCCCAGAACAGUAGGAGUUUAGUAGGCUAACAGGAUGCUGCCAACUAUGACUGGCUCGAUGGGUAGCACUGUCGCCUCACAGCAAGAAGGUCCUGGGUUUGAUUCUCAGGUGGAGCAGUUUGGGUCCUUUCUGUGUGAAGUGUUCUCCUCGUGUCUGUGUGGGUUCGUCCCACAGUCCAGAGACGUGAAAGUGAGGCUAAUUGGAGAUACAAAAUUGUCCAUGACUGUCUGAUGAAUCUUGUGUAACCAAAGUGUAAAACCCAUGUCGUUAAAAUCCUAAAUAAAUAAUAAUAAAUGAAUAACGAUGACCGGUUCCCACUGAACAGGGUCGUCGGUCACUUCUGCUCUCUGACUGGAAUCGCAGUGUGCCCCCCCCCCUCAACACCCACCCUCCUGAAGUCUGUACAGAUGGAAGCAUAAACCAGGCUUAAUGCAGCGGUCACUAGCUUUGCACCACAGCAUCACUACUGCAGCAGGCACUACUGUAUUGCUGUCCGUGCUGAGGACUCGUUUCUGUUCGGAGAUGUUUUAUCUAACGUCAUGUCGUGUUUUAGAGGAAACGCUGUGAAGAUCUUCUCUCCCCUCGGCCAGGGAUCCACGGCUCUUCCACACAGGGUGCAUUUACAUCCACACUGAUAAUCACACCAGUAUCUGAUAGCUUCAAGAUCUCAUGAGUAACAAAGCAACCUGGAUUUAAUUCUAAGUGGUAGUUCAAUGGUUAAGAUACCGGACUAGUAAUCAGAAGGUUGCCAGUUCAAGCCCCUCCACUGUAGGACCCCUGAGCAAGGCCCUUAACCCUCAAUUGCUCCAAUUGUAUUCGGUCAUAAUUAUAAGUCACUUUGGAUGAAAGCGUCUGCUAAAUGCCUUUAAUAUAAAUUGGAGGAUACUGGGAUACUCGCCUCGCAGCAAGAAGGUCCUGGGUUCGAUCCCCAGGCGGAGCGGUCAGGGUCCUUUAUGUGCAGAGUUUGCAUGUUCUCCCACAGUCCAAAAAUAUGCAGUCAGGUAAAUUGGAGACACUGAAAAGCUGGGAUAGGCUUCAGUAACGCGCGACCUUAAUUGGAUAAGCAGUUAAGACAGUGAGUGAGUGUCUGAUGUCCACCUAGUGUAACCUACUGACUGACCUCACCACCGGUCAGUACACCAGUACCAGAGUUUUGGCAACAUUUUGACAUCUUAUUAAGCAAAUAGAUUUAAAAAAUAGUGGUAAGUUCAGUACUGCAUACUAAGGCUUGUUGCUGAACAUAUUGUGUAGGGCAGUGAAGGGACGUCACCUGUAGCUGGUCGUUCCAGUAUGAAAAUGAUUUGCUCACACCGAACCUCUGGGGUAACACGAUACUUCAGUAUGUAAGCGGUGUUUUAUUUAAAAGCCGUGAUGCUACCACCUCACUACAGUAAAAUAACUACGUUUGGCCUCAUUAGUGAAGGAAACGUGAUUGAUUUGCCGUUAUCUGAUCGCACCUGAAGCUGUUGAUUGGAUUGUUGGUGAAAUCUGAUCGCGUGCAGUUAUCAGAUGAUCGUGUGGAUGGAAAUGUACCUUCAGCUUUGAGAAGCUCACAAGUGUUUGUGGUGGAAGCUUCCAGCAGGAGAAUCUAAUUCAUUCAACACUAUAGUGAGAAAACGUCUCUUCAGUCUCGGUAGCCUGUAAAACCAACGUCCGUCAUCUAACUGGUGUCCAGUUUCUGUUCUACAGCAAAGGUUCAUGGGUAUGAGGGGAUAUUUUUUGUUUAUUUGGGAAGUGGGUGAAUAACUACUGUGUAACUCAGGUGGAGAAAUGAUGCUCCUGUUACUCUCUUUAGCUUUAACUUUCAUAUCCUCACCAGUUCCUCCUCCUCUCCUUCCAGUUCAGUUUCACCCUUCCUACUUUCCUCUCCAUCUUUUCUUCUAUUCUCUCCAUUCUCUCUCUCUCUUUCUCUUUCUCUCCAUCACUGUAUCUUUCUUUUCCCUGCAUCUCCACUUCUGUUUACACUUCAUGUAAAAUGCACAAAGAAUGAAAUGAACCGGAGCCUGUGCAAACUACUGUCUGCAUUAAAUUCUUUAUUAUUAUUAUUAUUCUUAUUUUGUCCAAGUGUGUAAUAUAGACACUGUGCCAUGUUUAUAUGUUCCUCUAUGUAAAGCUUUAGUUUUUUCAUGGGUUUUAUUUGUAGAUAUGGGACGACGUGUAAAUUAUUUUAUCUUCCUCUUUAAAAAGGUGAGAUGGUUAGCGCCACCGAAGGAACCUGUAAAGUCGUGUUAAAUACUCCUUUGUUUUGUGACAUUAAAAAAGGAACUGUUGGAAUUAAAAAUAAUAACAAACGACAA
Molecule: messenger RNA, 9207 nt
Organism: Trichomycterus rosablanca
Lineage: Eukaryota; Metazoa; Chordata; Actinopteri; Siluriformes; Trichomycteridae
Gene: arhgef11
Product: Rho guanine nucleotide exchange factor (GEF) 11
Exons: 42
Coding region: 1011-5225 (1404 amino acids)
Biological process (GO): intracellular signal transduction; G protein-coupled receptor signaling pathway
Cellular component (GO): cytoplasm
Molecular function (GO): G protein-coupled receptor binding; guanyl-nucleotide exchange factor activity
Source: RefSeq, a predicted model, not a curated record